Agrilus planipennis (emerald ash borer) is the source of this 1565-nucleotide messenger RNA. RefSeq names its product pinin. The record is from RefSeq and is a predicted model, not a curated record. Lineage: Eukaryota; Metazoa; Arthropoda; Insecta; Coleoptera; Buprestidae. The transcript is spliced from 3 exons. The coding region runs from base 146 to 1345 and encodes 399 amino acids. Gene Ontology annotation, cellular component: catalytic step 2 spliceosome.
AUAGAUAAUAGAUAUACAUAGGGUAGAGUUUCUUUUUUAAAAUACCGAAGAAAUGUCAAUGUCAGUGUAAUCCAUUUAAAAAAGUAAUGAAAAAUUGAUUAAAUGUAACACAUUAUUGGAGUACAACUUGGUUUAAUAUCUAGUUAUGGGCACGGAAAUACUAAAAUCAUUUGGAGCCCUUCAGUCUGAACUGGAACAAGCCAGGAGCAGCCUGAAAGGGGUUGACGAAAACAUUAAGAGGUUAAUUGGACGCGAUCCUUCCGAAUUCGUUAAUCGACCAGGAAAUAAGCGAGUUUUAAAUGAUGAUCGUGCCAGGUUAAGAGGCAAUAAAACUAGAAACGUAAAUUUAGAAAAUAAUGAACCCACAGUUAAACGUAAAAAAGAAUCGGUGUUUAAGAGGUUAUCUGAGAAACCUACUCCCUAUGAAGAGCUGUCUCAAGCUCAAAAAGGACUUAUUAGUAAAGUCAUUGUUACCCCUCGAGAAGUCCCUAGCAGACAAGAAGCUCUAGCAGCUCAAAGUAAAGAUGUUAAAUCAAAAGAGAGAAAUAGGCGGAUGUUUGGGGCCUUACUUGGAACACUUCAAAAAUUCCAACAAGAAGAAACAAAGCUUAAGCAAAGAGAAGAAAAGAGGGCACAGUUAGAGAAAAAAAUUGAAGAGCAUGAAAUAAAAGAAAAGGCAGAGAUUAAAAAAGAAAGACAGGAGCUGUUUUUUAAUAGAAAGAAGAAGCAAGCAGAAAUUAAAAUGAUCGAAUUGAAAAUGAUGAGAAUGAAAGAAUAUGCCACAUGGGAGGAUAAGCAAAAACCCCUGAUGAACUUUAUCAGGACUAAGUCUAAGCCUCAUAUAUUUUACCUUCCUAAAAGAAUGGAUGAAAAACAUAAAGACUUAUUACAGGCAUCAAAGAAAGAAACAGAAGCCACAAUUGAAAAGAAGAGGCAAGGAGUAAUGGAAGAAUUACAGAGAAUUGAAGACAGAAUGAAGAAGAAUUUUGAACCCAAAACUAAAGGAGACGUAACUGAAACUGAUAAAAUGGAAAUUGAAGAAAAUCAAGAUCAUGAGAUGCAAGAGGAAAUGUCUGAAGAAAAUACAUUGGAACAAGGUAAGAAAAUUGAAGAUAUAGGAGGUGAUACAGAAAAUACAAUACAAAAUAGUGAAGAGGAACAACUAAAACAAAAAAAAGAAAGAGAGGAUGAAAAUAUAAAUGUGGAAGUUGAAAAUAACAGAUCACCAAGGACUCAAACUGAAAAUGGUGAUACAGAAGAAAUAGCAGUUAUAGUGAAACAUGAAGAAAAUUGUAUGACAGACCUACAAAUCAAUAACUCAAGUGUACAGGAAUCAGUACAGUGAAUAAAUGAAAUGGUACAAAUUACUUUUGUUAAUUAAGUGAACCACGAAUUAACACGUGCAUUUUUCUUUUGAAUCAGUUUUUACAAAAAAAUUUAGAGUGUAUGCAAGUUAUAAUGUAUUUUAAGAUGAACUGUGUAAAAUCUCAAAAUAUUUUGUAAUACAUCAGUAAGUAAUCAAUUAAUCAUUGUUUGGCUAUUUCAUUAAAUUGAAUUUUAGAAAA